AUCACGCGUCCCAACUUGCAAGCCAACUUCCGAUUCUGUACCCCUAAAUACGGGCACUCAUUUCGAUGAUUCGAAAUGUAAGUGUUACCCACACAUAUGAUAAGGGAUACUGAAUUUCACAUAUGCCAGUGGGUGCCGGAGGGCUCUUUCAUUUGUGUAUUCUGUUUCUGACUUGCAUUUUUUACCAUUCACUACUCGUACCAGGCGAACACGGCCAGAAUCAUCCCAGCAUACGAAAGGAGGGACUUAAUGAAGCCUGGUUCGAACACAAGUUUAUGAAUCACAGCCAACGCGCCAGUACGAAAACGUUCGGGAUACCAUUACAUCCAUCGGUGUCCCUUUUCCCCGUGGAUGCCCGAAGUUAUAGUCUACCCAUAGAGCUUGUCCUACAACGUUUGGGGUUCUGACCGCUGACACAGUCUGAUGAAAAGUACCAAUCACAUUUUUUGAUAGCUUGGAAGGUGUAGAGUAGAUGAGCGUGCAAAGAUGAUGCAAAAAAUUAUCAUUAUCAUCCCU
Messenger RNA from Suillus subaureus, 516 nucleotides. RefSeq lists its product as uncharacterized. Bases 123 to 407 code for a protein of 94 amino acids. The transcript has a single exon. Lineage: Eukaryota; Fungi; Basidiomycota; Agaricomycetes; Boletales; Suillaceae. The record is from RefSeq and is a predicted model, not a curated record.